AUGGACACUCAAUCACAACAACAUCAUAAACAAGAAUUCGUCGAAGUAGAAGGAGAAGAAAAUCGGCUGUUACAAUCCGAAGAAUGUGAGACAAUACCAUUAUCCACGCCGCUGUCCUCUCUAUCAACAACGUUAGAUGAUGGAAACAAAGAGGACUAUGUUUACGCGGCUAAGGACAAGGUUCGUAUUUUCGACUUGGAGUCAAACGGAAAUAGUACCGGAUCAACGGUGGUUCCUCCGUUUUCAUGGAAGAAGCUCUGGCUCUUUACUGGGCCAGGGCUUCUAAUGAGCGUGGCAUUUUUGGAUCCAGGAAAUUUGGAAGGAGACUUACAAGCCGGUGCGAUUGCAGGGUAUUCGUUGCUUUGGCUUUUAAUGUGGUCCACCAUCAUGGGACUCUUCAUACAACUUCUAUCCGCGAGGCUUGGUGUCGCCACAGGGCGCCACCUUGCAGAGCUUUGUAGGGAGGAGUAUUCCAAUUGGGCUAGAUUAGUUUUGUGGUUCCUAGCUGAGUUGGCUUUGAUUGCAGCUGAUAUUCAAGAGGUUAUUGGUAGUGCUAUUGCUCUUAAGAUUCUUAGCCAUGGUGUUCUUCCCAUUUGGGCAGGUGUUGUAAUCACUGCCUUUGAUUGUUUCUUCUUUCUAUUUUUGGAGAAUUAUGGAGUAAGAAAGUUAGAAGGUGUUUUCGCUAUUUUCAUUGGAACUAUGGGCUUUUCUUUUGCAUGGAUGUUCUUUGAUACAAAGCCUAGUGAAGAAGAACUUCUUAUGGGUCUUUUAAUCCCUCGAGUAAGCUCAAAAACACUUCGUCAAGCAGUUGAAAUUGUAGGCUGUGUGAUAACCCCACAUAAUGUAUUUCUCCAUUCAGCAUUAGUACAAUCAAGAGACAUUGACAUACGCAACAAAGGCCAAGUUCAAGAAGCUCUAAAUUACUACACAAUCGAGUCCUCAAUCGCACUUUUAAUCACAUUAGUGAUCAAUCUAUCUGUGAUAACAGUUUUUGCUAGAGUAUUCUAUAAUACAGAACAAGCCAAAGACAUAGGAUUAGUAAAUGCAGGACAAUAUCUUGAAGAUAAAUAUGGUGGUGGAUUUUUUCCAAUUCUAUAUAUUUGGGGUAUUGGUUUAUUAGCAGCUGGACAAAGUAGCACAAUUACUGGUACCUAUGCUGGACAAUUUAUAACUGAAGGUUUUUUAAAAUUGAAUAUUAAGAAAUGGUUAAGGGCAUUGAUUACUAGAAGUUGUGCUAUUGUUCCAACUAUGAUUGUAGCAAUUGUUUUUAAUACUUCUGAAGGUUCUUUGGAUACUUUGAAUGAAUGGCUUAAUGUCCUUCAAGCUAUACAAAUUCCUUUUGCACUUAUUCCUCUUCUUACUUUGGUUUCUAAACAAGAGGUUAUGGGAACAUUUAGAAUUGGGCCUCUUUUAGAGAGGGUGGCAUGGACAGUGGUGGUGCUUGUAAUAAUGCUUUAUGGGUAUAUGUUAUUAGAUUUCUUUCUCUCUGAAGUGAAGGGAUUAUUGUUUGGAUUUUUAGUCUUCCUGGGUGCAGCAGCAUGGAUUUCAUUUAUUGUAUUUCUUCUACAACAUAGUGGUGCUAUUUCUUCUAUCUUGGUCAGAUCUCCACAUUCUGAAGGCUUUUCUCUUGCAAGAAAUUAA
Trifolium pratense (red clover) is the source of this 1641-nucleotide messenger RNA. RefSeq names its product metal transporter Nramp2-like. Gene Ontology annotation, cellular component: membrane. Lineage: Eukaryota; Viridiplantae; Streptophyta; Magnoliopsida; Fabales; Fabaceae. The transcript is spliced from 4 exons. Gene Ontology annotation, biological process: metal ion transport. Bases 1 to 1641 code for a protein of 546 amino acids. The record is from RefSeq and is a predicted model, not a curated record. Gene Ontology annotation, molecular function: manganese ion transmembrane transporter activity; cadmium ion transmembrane transporter activity.